This is a messenger RNA of Eruca vesicaria subsp. sativa (arugula), 828 nucleotides long. Lineage: Eukaryota; Viridiplantae; Streptophyta; Magnoliopsida; Brassicales; Brassicaceae. The record is from the annotation of a GenBank genome assembly.
AUGGUUGAUCAUAAACUCAAAGAAGAGAAGCCCUUCUCAUUCCUAACAUAUCCACCAUCCUUUGAUGAUCACACCCCGUUAACGUUUCCCUCUUUUGAAUGUGAAGAAGAGCUUCUUCCUCUCUACAACGACUUUAUUUCUCAAGCUUUUCAUUUGCCUACACCAUCUCUGUCUUUACCUGACCUUGAACCCUUGUCUCAAGAUGUACUCGAUACAUACAGCUCUGAAGAGCAGAACAGAGGAGAAGGUGACUUGGAGAAGAGUACUAAGAAGAGGAAACUCAACAUAGAACAUAACGUGAGAAUCAUCAGUGAUAUUACUACUACCUACACAACCUCUCCAGGUCCAAAGGCAUUGUCGAUGGAAACCAUCUCUGGCUACUUCUAUAUGCCAAUAACUCAGGCAGCUAUGGAGCUUGACGUAGGCUUAACUCUUCUGAAAAGAAGAUGUCGUGAACUUGGUUUUCGUAGAUGGCCUCAUCGCAAACUCAUGAGCUUACUAGCUCUGAUUAAUAACGUCAAGCAGCAGAAGAGGGAAAGCGGUGAGAAUGCAGGAAUAUUCAAGAACGCAAUAGAGAUACUUGAGAAUGAGAGGAAGAGGAUUGAAGAGAAUCCGGAUUUGGAGUUUACAGCUCAGACAAAGAGGCUAAGACAAGCUUGUUUCAAGGCUACACACAAGAUGAAGAAAAAGUUAAGUCUCAAGUCAGAGAUAUCUAAACCCUCUUGUUCAAGCAGCGGCUCGGAGGAGUCAGUUAUUGAAGGUGUAGAAAGCGAUGAAGAAGUGAAGUAUCUCUUGAGUGGUUUCACAAGUGAGUUUAGUGGUUUGUGA